Molecule: messenger RNA, 2038 nt
Organism: Anguilla anguilla (European eel)
Lineage: Eukaryota; Metazoa; Chordata; Actinopteri; Anguilliformes; Anguillidae
Gene: ptcd2
Product: pentatricopeptide repeat domain 2
Exons: 11
Coding region: 16-1215 (399 amino acids)
Biological process (GO): multicellular organism development; mitochondrion organization; regulation of mRNA processing
Cellular component (GO): mitochondrion
Molecular function (GO): protein binding; RNA binding
Source: RefSeq, a predicted model, not a curated record
AUAAUACAUCUUUACAUGACGCAGGGGGGCAAAGAAAAUUCAGGGGACAAUAUGGCGCUUAAAGGACUGACAGGCUGUAUCAGAAUUUUACUGCAUAACGUGAAAACAAAAGGAGUAAUAUGCGCUAACAUAACCAAACGGUCUGAUUGCUGGACGUGCAGAGUAGGAGCAAAAAGGCAUAUUCUGUCAGAAAAUGUCAUUAAACUACAAGAGUUCCAAGAAAAAAAACUUGCAGUUGCUCAUCAAAUCUAUGGAGGAAAAGAAGAAUAUUUUCAAAAGCUUAACCAAAAACUUCAAAAAAAAGAGCUCAUCCUAAAAGAUGAAUUAAAAUUACUGCUGCACCUGUGUGAAACCCCGGAUGAUGUGGACACUGCUAGGAGCGCCAUUUACAGGUACCAUGAAGAGAAUUUCAAUGUGGCAUUUGGAGAGUUUAAGUUCGGUCCCCUCUUUAUGAGGCUCUGCUAUGAACUGGGAAUGGAAGAGAUUGCCGCAAACACUAUCAAAGACAAGACCCUGAGAGGCUUCUUCUCAGACUCUACUUCCUUCAACCUUGCCAUGGACAUGCUGUUUAUGAAAGGAUAUUACGACAGUGCACUGGAAGUGCUGAUAACCAUGAGGGACCUGGGAGUGCCAUUUAAUACAGAAACCGUGACUGUGGCUUUUGCCAUCUGCUACAAACUGAACACACCGCGGUCAUAUAAGAUCUGCACCGCCCUAUUGGAGGAGGCUCAGAUUAAAGGCCAGCGUGUUCACAGACAGGCAUACUGUUUUUUGGUGGCGCUGGCUCUCAAACAGAAUGAUCUCGCGAGAGCCGAAUCUGUUUACACGCAGAUAAUGAACCCUGAGAAUCAGAUAUGCCAGAAUCUUAAAGUGCUCAUACUGGCCCAGUCUGGAGCAAUGAACGAUGUUCUCUCCAUCCUGGCAUCAGCACUGAUGCCCAACAGCUCCCCAUUUGUGAAGAAGCCUGAAUUUUCUCAUGAAGUGGUGGACGCGCUGCGGGCUCAGGCCGCAGAGAAGGCCCCGCUGCGUGAGCGGGUGGAGCGGGCGCUGGCCAGGCUGCAGCAGAACGGCCAGGUGACGGCCCUGGGCCUGGACGCCAUGCUGUGCCACACGCCCAACCGGAGGAGGAGGCCGGCGGGCCUGCUGCAGGAGCGCGGGAGGAGCAGCAGCCGCAGAACCUUCCGGCCUCUGCAGUCAACCCUGCUGUUAGAGUGACUGUCCCCGGCCCCGCCCUCCCGGCCUGCGAUUGGCUGGCCUCUCCCAGCCGGCGGAGCUGCUGUUGGUGUCCUAGCUGUGCCGCAGCAGUCGGGCAGAGACACCUAGACCUUCUGACCGUCACUCGGUCCACACUGCUGACGCUGAUUAGAGGCCCAGGCCCUGCCACUUUUGUGCUCUUCAACAGGAAGUACGUGGACACAAGACAGUAGCAGGCUGCUGAACAGAAAGACAAGGCUGAAGAGGAAAUAGAUUAAUAGACUGAGGAUGACUAGGCUGAGGAUGACUAGGCUAUCUCCAGAGACUGUUCCUCAUCAUUCUCAUUCUGUUUCAAAAGGGUUGAUGUCCUUAAGCAGUGAUAUCGACCUUUCCUUGUCCUCCACUUAAAAUCCAACAACAAUGUUUGAUUGCAGUUAAUUUAAAUAUUUUUAUAUGCAGGAGCCAGUCACAUAUGGGUUUUUGAAUCUCUUCUACUUUACUUAUAACCCCUGACAUUUCACAAUGUUACAAGUGAGAGGCACCCUUGAAAUAAUUGUAUGUCUCAUUCAGGAGUCCAGGGUUUUUACACUUACUGGGAGUGCAAUCAUAGAUUGCUCGAAAUUAAACAUUGCAAUAGAACACCAGUAUGAGAGACUGUCAGUCUGGGAUGCACUUGAAAUGUAGGGAAUUGCAUCCUAGUGGAAAUAAUUCCUUAUAGAAUUGCUGUUUAACAUAGCAUCCAUUUUCACUCACGCCUGUUGUAUGGCUCAGCCCUCUUUCCUAGAACCUGACAUGUAAGCUGCUGUACAAAAGGAGAGAAGAGAUUAAAGCACAUUAAACCCCA